ACCAGAGCUGCAGGGCCCAAGCCGGGCUAAGUUCGUUGCCGGUGGCCUCUGCGGGUGCAACCACAAAGGCUAGUCCGAAGGAGUGGGGAGGCUCGCGUCGUCGAUGCUUCCUCUUCCAUUUCAGGUCGGCUCCCGUUACCUUCUCACCAUUCGCCGUUGCUAUCUUCCUGAGCGUUUGCAUGAGCUCUUUCGUGUGGGGAGGCUCCGGUGACCAUGUAGGGGGAAAAAGUGAGGAAGCUCCAGGUGCCUGGGACGAGGUCACCGCUGUUGGCACGCCGCCCCGGCUCCCCUCACAUCUCCAUUGCGGGCCGGUGGCCCAGUCAGCCCGGGUGGAAACUCCGGCCUGCAGUUGUGGCCUGGCAAGGAGCGCCACGAAAUCUCGCGCUGUUUCGCGAGAGUCUAAGUUGAAGGAACAUGGCGACGUCUAAUCUGUUAAAGAAUAAAGGUUCUCUUCAGUUUGAAGACAAAUGGGACUUCAUGCGUCCAAUUGUUUUGAAGCUUUUACGCCAGGAAUCUGUUACAAAACAGCAGUGGUUUGAUCUGUUUUCGGAUGUACAUGCAGUCUGUCUCUGGGAUGAUAAAGGCCCAGCAAAAAUUCAUCAGGCUUUAAAAGAAGAUAUUCUUGAGUUUAUUAAGCAAGCACAGGCACGAGUACUGAGCCAUCAAGAUGAUACAGCUUUGCUAAAAGCUUAUAUUGUUGAAUGGCGAAAAUUCUUUACACAGUGUGAUAUUUUACCGAAGCCUUUCUGUCAACUAGAGAUUACUUUAAUGGGUAAACAGGGCAGCAAUAAAAAAUCAAAUGUAGAAGACAGUAUUGUUCGAAAGCUCAUGCUUGAUACAUGGAAUGAGUCAAUCUUUUCAAAUAUAAAAAACAGACUUCAAGAUAGUGCAAUGAAGCUGGUACAUGCUGAAAGAUUAGGAGAAGCUUUUGAUUCUCAGCUUGUUAUUGGAGUAAGAGAAUCCUAUGUUAACCUUUGUUCUAAUCCAGAGGAUAAGCUUCAAAUUUAUAGGGACAAUUUUGAGAAGGCAUACUUGGAUUCAACAGAGAGAUUUUAUAGAACACAGGCACCCUCAUAUUUACAACAAAAUGGUGUACAGAAUUAUAUGAAAUAUGCAGAUGCUAAAUUAAAAGAAGAAGAAAAACGAGCCCUACGUUAUUUAGAAACAAGGCGAGAAUGUAACUCUGUUGAAGCACUCAUGGAAUGCUGUGUAAAUGCCCUGGUGACAUCCUUUAAAGAGACUAUCUUAGCAGAGUGCCAAGGCAUGAUCAAGCGAAAUGAAACUGAAAAAUUACAUUUGAUGUUUUCAUUAAUGGACAAAGUUCCUAAUGGGAUAGAGCCAAUGUUGAAAGACUUGGAGGAACAUAUCAUCAGUGCAGGCCUGGCAGAUAUGGUAGCAGCUGCUGAAACUAUUACUACUGACUCUGAGAAAUAUGUUGAGCAGUUACUUACACUGUUUAAUAGAUUUAGUAGACUUGUCAAAGAAGCUUUUCAAGAUGAUCCACGAUUUCUUACUGCAAGAGACAAGGCAUAUAAAGCAGUUGUUAAUGAUGCUACCAUAUUUAAACUUGAAUUACCUUUGAAGCAGAAAGGGGUGGGAUUAAAAACUCAGCCUGAAUCAAAAUGCCCUGAGCUGCUUGCCAAUUACUGUGACAUGUUGCUAAGAAAAACGCCAUUAAGCAAAAAACUAACCUCUGAAGAGAUUGAAGCAAAGCUUAAAGAAGUGCUCUUGGUACUUAAAUAUGUACAAAACAAAGACGUUUUUAUGAGAUAUCACAAAGCUCAUUUGACACGACGUCUUAUAUUAGACAUCUCUGCUGAUAGUGAAAUUGAAGAGAAUAUGGUAGAGUGGCUAAGAGAAGUUGGUAUGCCAGCAGAUUAUGUAAACAAGCUUGCUAGAAUGUUUCAGGACAUUAAAGUAUCUGAAGAUUUGAACCAAGCUUUUAAGGAAAUGCACAAAAAUAAUAAAUUGGCUUUACCAGCUGAUUCAGUUAAUAUAAAAAUUCUGAAUGCUGGUGCCUGGUCAAGAAGCUCUGAAAAAGUCUUUGUCUCACUUCCUACUGAACUGGAGGAUUUGAUACCCGAAGUAGAAGAAUUCUACAAAAAAAACCAUAGUGGUAGAAAAUUACAUUGGCAUCAUCUCAUGUCAAAUGGAAUUAUAACAUUUAAGAAUGAAGUAGGUCAAUAUGAUUUGGAGGUAACAACAUUUCAGCUGGCUGUAUUGUUUGCAUGGAACCAAAGACCCAGAGAGAAAAUCAGCUUUGAAAAUCUAAAACUUGCAACUGAACUCCCUGAUGCUGAGCUUAGAAGGACUUUAUGGUCUUUAGUAGCUUUUCCAAAGCUCAAACGGCAAGUUUUAUUGUAUGAACCUCAAGUCAACUCACCCAAAGACUUUACAGAAGGUACCCUCUUCUCAGUGAACCAGGAGUUCAGUUUAAUAAAAAAUGCAAAAGUUCAGAAAAGGGGUAAAAUCAACUUGAUUGGACGCUUGCAGCUCACUACAGAAAGGAUGAGAGAAGAAGAGAAUGAAGGAAUAGUUCAACUAAGAAUACUGAGAACCCAGGAAGCUAUCAUACAAAUAAUGAAGAUGAGAAAGAAAAUUAGUAAUGCUCAGCUGCAGACUGAAUUAGUAGAAAUUUUGAAAAACAUGUUCUUGCCACAAAAGAAAAUGAUAAAAGAGCAAAUAGAAUGGCUAAUAGAGCACAAAUACAUCAGAAGAGAUGAAUCUGAUAUCAACACUUUCAUAUAUAUGGCAUAAUUUUGAAUAUCAUGGACAAUAUUAAGAACCCAAAUUUUGGAGCGCUUGGGCAGAAAGUUCUUGCAGUUUGUGCUAGGGGAAGGUUUAUUUGGACUUUGAUUACAUAAAUAUUAAAAUCUCUGCCUUACCUAACAAAACAACUAUAUUUUGCCAAUCACAUUAGUUAGCAUGGUGGCAUUCCCUUCAUGUUGCACACUUUGUUUUAACAGCAUGCCGUUUUGUGGAGAAACUUGCAUUCAUGAAGAGCCCAUUAUGAACUUUUAAAAAUCUGAUUUAUACCCACCGGAAGAAAUACAGUUGGGAAGGGUGAAAGUGGGGUUCUUGUUGCUUUUUUUUUUUCUUUCUUUUUCUUUUUUUCCUCUCUUACAAAAAUGUACUUGCACAAGGAAGGAUCUUCAGAUGUUUGUGUGCUGAAAAAUGCUGUUAACGUUUGUUUUAAAAAAUGCAAUUAAAACUAGAAAUAGCACUCUUGGUUUCUUUUGAUCAAAAGAGUGAGCUGGUCUACACAACAUUGGGACAGGGCAGAUAUAGGUGAAAAGAUAAGUUUAUAAUAGUAUCAAAUUAUGUGUUCAAACACUGCUUCAGUAUAGCAACUGGAUUUUAGUGGUGACUUAAAAAUUGUAUUAAAUUUUUCCAACUAAAAAAUGUUGGCUUUCUUUAAGCAGGAGACUACUGUCUUAGUUGUUUAUUGUUAAAUGAUGAAGAGUUUUUUAAAUC
Eubalaena glacialis (North Atlantic right whale) is the source of this 3474-nucleotide messenger RNA. RefSeq names its product cullin 5 (gene CUL5). Gene Ontology annotation, biological process: protein ubiquitination; SCF-dependent proteasomal ubiquitin-dependent protein catabolic process. Gene Ontology annotation, cellular component: Cul5-RING ubiquitin ligase complex; SCF ubiquitin ligase complex. The coding region runs from base 415 to 2757 and encodes 780 amino acids. The transcript is spliced from 19 exons. Gene Ontology annotation, molecular function: ubiquitin protein ligase binding. The record is from RefSeq and is a predicted model, not a curated record. NCBI's taxonomy places the organism in Eukaryota, Metazoa, Chordata, Mammalia, Artiodactyla, Balaenidae.